Molecule: messenger RNA, 1272 nt
Organism: Aureobasidium uvarum
Lineage: Eukaryota; Fungi; Ascomycota; Dothideomycetes; Dothideales; Saccotheciaceae
Source: the annotation of a GenBank genome assembly
AUGUCUAACAUCGAUGCCGGGAUCCAAGCAAUCUUCGGUCCGCCGCCCAAGGACAUUGACCUGGACGACUCAAUUAGUCUAGCAUAUGACGUUGCAUCUUGCAUCGUGCUGGGCUUGGCCAUUGCAGCUGUGGCCUUGCGCUUUCACAUACGCGUUCGAUACAAUUCGCAGGCACGAAACCUGGGCGUUGACGAUUAUACGAUUCUUCUUGGACUUGUCUGCACGAGCGCCCUUGUUGCGACAACCAUCAUUGGUAUGAGAGCUCUUGGAUAUGUCAUAAAGGUCUUACUAAUCGUUGAUGCGGCGCAANNAGCUGGAGGUUACGGCUCAGGAAAACACGUCUGGACCAGCAAUGUUGAUCGACUAAUGACACUGGUGAAGGUCGUCUAUGCUGAGCCGUGGGUGUAUGCAGCAUCUGUCACAUCCACCAAAGUCAGCAUUCUCCUGCUAUAUCGCAGACUCUUCUACGUCACGAGCAAUCGAGAGAUCUCUGCCGACCGAACGUUCUACAUCAUGCUUUGGGUCGCCAUAUCAUUCACUGCAUCAUAUCCUAUCAUCAUGUGGACUGUCAUGGCAUGUGCUUGCCGCCCGGUUAGCUUCUACUGGAGGCAGUAUGCUGGAGCUACGGAUGGUGUGUGCAUAGACGUGCUGCAUUUCUUCCUUGCAUUUGGUGUGGUCAACAUGAUCAACGACAUUGUCGUAUUGGCAGUCCCAAUCCCACGCAUCUUGAAGUUGCGCACAAGCAAUAAAGAAAAGAUCUCGAUCUUGUGCAUCUUGUUGCUUGGCAGUUUGUACNNUGUCUGCGUCGCCAGCGGAGCCCGCAUUUACUAUCUCACCAGAUUGACCCGAGAGGUAGAUGUGACUUGGAUCUUCGGACCAGCAUUUGGAUGGUCCAGCCUCGAACCCUCGGUCGCCAUCAUCUCAGCCUGCCUACCAACAUUCGCGCCCUUGUUCCGCAGUCUCCACAAGAAGAGCACGUCCAAACUUGGCAAGAGUGGACAUGGAAGCCACUCGAGCUAUCUGCGCAGCGGGCGCAGCGGCCAUAUACCCCUCCAGGACUGCAGCCAGACUACACUUGAUGCGAGAUAUGGCCGCACCAACGUCAGGAUCGUGCACGAAAGUACUGAAGCGCGUCAACAAGAGAACGUGCGUCAGACACAUGGAAGACACUCCAGUCGUAGCGAUACCGUCUUCCUUCGCGAUACGAUCACUGUAGACACGGAUAUCGAGGUAGUCACGACAGACAAGAGCGUCGAAAGAGCUUUUGCUUGA